Bombus pyrosoma is the source of this 968-nucleotide messenger RNA. Its product is annotated as dual specificity protein phosphatase 19. The record is from RefSeq and is a predicted model, not a curated record. The coding region runs from base 1 to 582 and encodes 193 amino acids. Gene Ontology annotation, cellular component: cytoplasm. The transcript has a single exon. Gene Ontology annotation, molecular function: JUN kinase phosphatase activity. Lineage: Eukaryota; Metazoa; Arthropoda; Insecta; Hymenoptera; Apidae. Gene Ontology annotation, biological process: protein dephosphorylation; regulation of MAP kinase activity.
AUGGAUCUAAACAGUCUAGUAAGAAGUAAAAAAUUACAAUUAAAAAAAUGCAAGACUAUUGUAACCAACACGCUUGGUCAAAAAUAUGUAGAGAUUGAUGGAAUAAACACAGAAUUGUCCUCUACUGCUACACCAUUUGUCAUAGAUGAUAGACCAGACUUACAGAUUGCACAUGUAAUACAAGGACUAUUCUUAAGUUCCCAAGAUCCUGUUGUAAGCAAAGAAAUCUUGCAAAAACGUAAUAUUCGUCAUGUUUUAAGCAUUGGUAUUGAUGCAUCAGUAAAAUUUGAUGACAUCAAAUAUUAUUAUUGUGACUUGUUAGAUUUACCUGAGUCUGAUUUACUCGUAGCAAUUAAGAAAUGCAUUAAAAUCAUACACGAACAUCGCGAUGAAAAUAUUCUUGUACAUUGUAAUGCUGGUGUAUCUCGCUCACCAGCAAUUGUUAUAUCUUAUAUAAUGGCUUAUGAAAAAGUAUCUUACGAUGAUGCAUUUAAUAAAGUAAAAAGUGUAAGAAAUUGUAUUAAACCUAAUGAAGGAUUUGUACAACAAUUAAAAAAAGCACAACUCUCAAAUAUAUUAUAGUAGGUAAUUACAAAUGUAUUGUAUUAAAAUUUAUAAAAUUUAAAUUUAUCACUGUAGAGAAUAAAAGGAAAAAAAACACUAUUUUAACAAUAGAUUAAUUAUGUAUAUAUAUUGUUACAGUAGAAUUCAUGUAUCAUGACAUAAUGUGUACAGAGAAUAUUAUUUCAUAAUUACAAUUACUUUGUAUUUAUAAUUCAUUAGAAAAGGUACAUUCAUGCACAGCAUCUAUCAAAUUUUUAGCCAAAACUAAGCAUAUUAAAAUUGCUAAUUCUGGCAUUUUUGUAUAAACUAUGCAUUGGAGAUGACAUAUAAGUCGUCGUACCAAGUAGUUUUAUAAAAAUUACUGUAAAUCUAAAAAAUAUAGAUGAAUUUCUGUAUACACGAUA